Messenger RNA from Passer domesticus (house sparrow), 1425 nucleotides. RefSeq names its product maestro heat-like repeat-containing protein family member 1. NCBI's taxonomy places the organism in Eukaryota, Metazoa, Chordata, Aves, Passeriformes, Passeridae. The transcript is spliced from 12 exons. The record is from RefSeq and is a predicted model, not a curated record. The annotation marks the transcript as partial. Gene Ontology annotation, cellular component: cytoplasm.
GGCUGGCGGCGGCGCUGCUGGAGGCGAGCGCGGAGGCGGAGCCCGAGGUGCGGGAGCAGCUGCGGGAGGCGCUGAGCGGCCUCGGCGCCGCCGAGCCUGAGGAGCUGCUGCUCUGCUGCGGGGACUACCUCCGGGACAACGACAAGCUGCCGGCCCCGCAGCGGGCGCUGAUCCUGCUCUCCAUGGGCGCCGUAGUUCGCCGGCACCUCUCGGAGCUGGGCCCGGGCGCGGCCGCCGCCACCAUCGCCCUGGCAGCGCAGGAGAUGGCCCGGGCCAAGGAGGCGCAGUGGGAGUGGCAGGCGGCGGCCGCGGCGCUGCUGGUGGAGCUGGGCCGGCGCUUCCUGAGCCGCGUCAUGGAGGAGCUGCUGCGGCACUUCCCGCCUGCCGCGCUGCCCCAGCCCGGCGUGCUGCGCGCCCUUGCCGACCUCGCCUGCGCCAACGUUUUUGGCAUGGUUCCCUUCCUGAGCUCCAUCCUGGGGACGCUGCUGCCCCUGCUGGGGAUGGCCCGGACAGAUUCCAUGAAAUGCACCCUCUGCUACGCCCUGCAGCGUUUCAGCGAGAGCAUCCAGGAGUACCUGGCGGGGCAGGAGCAGCGCCCCGACCCCACCAUCCGCGGGGACGCCUUCGCGCCCGAGCUGGGGGCCACCUUCGAGACCCUGAGCCUGCAGUGGGCCCAGAGCCGGGAGGGGAAGGUGCGCCUGGCCGUGCUGGAGGCGCUGGGCCCCAUGAGCUCCCUGCUGGCCCCGGAGCAGCUGCAGGAGCAGCUCCCGCGGCUGCUGCCCGCCGUGCUGGGGCUCUACAGGAGGCACCCGGAGCCCUUCCCCAUCUCCAAGAGCCUGUGCCAGCUGCUGGAGGCGUGGGCGGCGCGGGGCAGCCGCGCGCUGGAGCCGCACCUGGAGCCGCUGCUGGCGGCGCUGCUGGCCCAGAUGUGUGCUCCAGCUGAUCCCAACAUCCCCACGAGCAGCAAGAACCACACGGAGCUGCUGCGCUGCUUCUCCGUCCUGGCGGGUCCGUUCCCGGAGCGCCUGGUGCAGUGGCUGCUGCCGCGCCUGGAGAGCGGCCCCGAGCGGCACCGCCAGGGGGCGCCUGCUGCUGCUGCGCCACCUCCUCAACAGCCACCCUUCCCAGAUGGAAAUGCAGAAAGCUUCCAUCCUCUCUGCCCUGAAAGUUCCCCUGCAGGACGGGAGCCCCAAGGUGCGGCGUGCCCUGGUGCAGCUGAUCAGUGCCCUGGCCCACCACGGGCACCUGCAGCAGCCGGGGGCCGAGGCUCUGCUGGAGUUCCUGGUGCACCAGUGCGCCCUGCCCUCGGACCAGCCCCCCGGAAUUCCAGAGGAAAAUCCCGAGGAUCCCACGAGCGACGACGUCCGGAGCGUCAGCGUCAGCACCCUGCUCCUGCUCAGCAGCACCGUGCCCGGGAUUACCCAC